AUGGGAAAUUACAAAUCAAGACCGUCUCAGACGUGCACAGAUGAGUGGAAGAAGAAGGUGGGCGAGUCGUACGCCGUGAUCGUGGAGAAGUUGGAAGACGACAUCCUGCUCAAAGACAAUGAGAUCGUGGAUCUCAAACUUGCUUUCAGCUCUGAUGAAGCGUUUCAGAAGGUGAACUUGAGCUACCGAACGGAGAAGGGGCUGUCGCUGCUGCAUCUCUGCUGCGUGUGUGGAGGUAACAAGACGCACAUCCGAACCCUGAUGCUCAAAGGCCUGCGUCCUUCCAGACUGUCCAGGAACGGAUUCACUGCUCUCCACCUGGCUGCAUAUAAGGACAAUGCUGAGCUGUUGACCGCACUCCUCCACGGAGGGUCGGACGUGCAGCAGGUGGGCUACGGCGCCCUCACUGCCCUGCAUGUUGCCACGUUGGGUGGGCACCACGAGGCAGCAGAUAUUCUCCUGCAGCACGGAGCCAAUGUGAAUGUUCAGGAUGCUGUGUUUUUCACCCCACUGCACAUUGCUUCUUAUAACAGCCACGAGCAGGUGGCAAAGCUGCUGCUCAAGUUUGGGGCCGAUGUGAAUGCUAGUGGUGAGGUAGGUGACCAGCCGCUGCACCUGGCUGCAGCCAAGGGUUUCCUCAACAUCAUCAAGCUGCUGAUGGGGGAAGGGAGCAAAGCUAACGUAAACGCUCAGGACAACGAAGACCACGUCCCUCUCCACUUCUGCGCCCGCUUUGGUCACCAUGAGAUUGUGCGUUUCCUCCUGCAGGGCAACAUCGACGUGCAGCCUCACUCUGUCAACAUCUACGGAGACACACCGUUGCACUUGGCCUGCUAUAAUGGAAAAUUUGAGGCAGCAAAGGAGAUUAUUCAGCUUUCUGGCACAGACAGUCUGUCAAAGGAGAACAUAUUCAGCGAGACUGCACUUCACAGUGCAUGCACCUAUGGUAAAGACCUGCGGAUGGUCAAGUUCUUGUUGAGCCAGAAUGCUACGAGCAUCAACAAUCAGGGCAGAGACGGACACACAGCUCUUCACAGUGCCUGUUUUCACGGCCACAUCCGCCUGGUGCAGUUCUUGCUGGACAGCGGGGCUGACAUGAACCUGGUUGCCUGCGACCCGAGCAGGUCCAGUGGGGAGAAGGACGAGCAGACCUGCCUGAUGUGGGCUUAUGAAAAAGGUCAUGAUGCCAUUGUCACAUUACUGAAACACUACAAACGUCCAGAUGACUCCCCCUGCAACGAGUACUCACAGCCGGGUGGGGAUGGGUCCUAUGUUUCUGUCCCGUCUCCGCUGGGAAAGAUCAAAAGCAUGACUCAAGAGAAGGCAGAAGUUCUGCUGCUCAGGGCCAGCCUCCCAUCUCAUUUCCAUCUUCAGCUGUCUGAGCUGGAGUUCAAUGAAAUUAUUGGAUCAGGCUCCUUUGGAAGAGUCUACAGGGGCAAAUGCAGAAACAGAGUUGUUGCCAUAAAACGCUAUAGAGCCAACACGUACUGCUCUAAGUCAGACGUGGACAUGUUCUGCAGAGAGGUCUCCAUCCUCUGUCGCCUCAACCACCCCUGUAUCAUCCAGUUUGUGGGGGCGUGUCUGGACGACCCCAGCCAGUUUGCCAUCGUAACCCAGUACGUCUCUGGAGGCUCCCUGUUCUCGCUGCUGCACGAGCAGAAGAGGCUUAUCGACCUGCAGUCCAAGCUCAUCAUUGCCAUCGACGUGGCCAAGGGCAUGGAGUACCUGCACAACCUCACCCAGCCCAUCAUCCACAGGGACCUGAACAGCCACAACAUUCUGCUGUAUGAGGACGGACAUGCAGUGGUGGCUGAUUUCGGAGAAUCUAGAUUCCUACAGUCUGUGGACGAGGACAACAUGACCAAGCAGCCGGGGAACCUGCGUUGGAUGGCUCCCGAGGUGUUCACCCAGUGCACCCGCUACUCCGUGAAGGCGGACAUGUUCAGCUACGCCCUCUGUCUGUGGGAGCUGCUUACUGGAGAGAUUCCAUUCGCUCACUUGAAACCAGCUGCUGCAGCAGCAGACAUGGCCUACCACCACAUCCGGCCUCCUGUUGGCUACUCCAUCCCCAAACCCAUCUCUGCUCUUCUGAUGAGAGGCUGGAACGCCUGCCCAGAGGACAGGCCCGAGUUCUCCGAAGUGGUUUCCAACCUGGAGGAAUGCUUGUGCAAUGUUGAGCUGAUGUCUCCAGCCUCCAGUAACAGUAGUGGCUCCCUGUCGCCCUCCUCCUCCUAUGACUAUCUGCUUGGGCGAGGAGGACCCGGUCGGAGCCACGUGGCCGCCCUGCGCUCCCGCUUCGAGCUGGAGUACGCACUCAACUCUCGCGCCUACGCUUUUUGGACUCAGAGUGAGAGGCGUCGUGCUUCCGGAGGCCUUUCACUGGAGGAACUCAGGAGGAACAUGCAGUUUUCUCCUAUUGAUCGAAAUGGGUACGUGUCUGAUCCCAUGAGCACCAUGAGGUUCUGCUCUUCUUACAGCAGCAAUGGCAGCUUUGAGGACAGUAACUAA
Molecule: messenger RNA, 2508 nt
Organism: Anoplopoma fimbria (sablefish)
Lineage: Eukaryota; Metazoa; Chordata; Actinopteri; Perciformes; Anoplopomatidae
Gene: tnni3k
Product: TNNI3 interacting kinase
Exons: 25
Coding region: 1-2508 (835 amino acids)
Biological process (GO): protein phosphorylation; proteolysis; protein localization to ciliary inversin compartment
Cellular component (GO): ciliary inversin compartment
Molecular function (GO): aspartic-type endopeptidase activity; ATP binding; protein kinase activity
Source: RefSeq, a predicted model, not a curated record